Messenger RNA from Mycosarcoma maydis (corn smut), 765 nucleotides. RefSeq lists its product as uncharacterized. Bases 1 to 765 code for a protein of 254 amino acids. The transcript is spliced from 2 exons. The record is from RefSeq and is a predicted model, not a curated record. Lineage: Eukaryota; Fungi; Basidiomycota; Ustilaginomycetes; Ustilaginales. Gene Ontology annotation, cellular component: mitochondrial inner membrane peptidase complex.
AUGGCCGCUCCAAUAACGCUGCUCAGCUCGAAAUCUGCCGUACGCGGCUGUAUCCGCACGUUCACCCGAUCAUCCACGUCGCUCAACGCAUCUCAACCCGCCCCCUCCUCGACCUCCACCACCAGUUCCAAUCCACACGCUUCGCGUGUUGCCGCUGCUGCUGCUUCUUCUUCUUCUUCGUCAUCCUCGUCUUCGUCAUCCUCGUCUUCAGGAAAAUACAACCGAGCUCGACUGGCGAAAAUUCAGGCUCAGCGACUGGAAGAGCUGAGUCGAUCGCGAGGUUCGUCGUUCGGCUCGGGCGGGCGAGCGACGAAGCCGGAACAGAAAUGGUCGAGCCGCACGAUGAUUGCGCUCGCAACGUCGGUGGGAGCAUGCACGUAUCUGAUGGGCACAUAUCACGGGUACAAUUCUGGCAAAGCGCAUGUGGUGGAAGAGCAGCUCAAGCACGAGCAGGCGGUGGUGAUUCCAAGCGUAUCGUCAAGUCCCGUCGCUAUCAGAAGCGCGACAGCUGCUGUGCCGAAACUGCAACCCGAUGGCGUCAACUGGUGGUCGCACUUGCUUCCAUCUAUAAUUCCCCUCCUCGCUUCAUUUUGCAACCCAAUUCACUGCGACUCAAAUACCAGAUGUAGACUCGUCGAACUCACCCAAUACCAUUGCGACCUCCAAAAAAAUCGCGUCCUCUGCCAACCCAUCGAUCGCAUCUUCCGCAUGGGAGCGAUGCCACCCUCAUCUCACUGGCACGAAUUGCGGUCGCCCGAGCUAUAA